This is a messenger RNA of Thelazia callipaeda (thelaziosis nematode), 285 nucleotides long. NCBI's taxonomy places the organism in Eukaryota, Metazoa, Nematoda, Chromadorea, Rhabditida, Thelaziidae. The record is from the annotation of a GenBank genome assembly.
AUGACCAGAGGUAACCAACGCGAAUUAGCUCGUGAAAGGAAUUUGAAAAAGCAGCAACAGCAAAAAAAAUCUCAACCUCAUCAAGAUAGAUUACUGUUCUCAGCGAAGAAAGAAUCAUGCACUGAGCAUGGUGUAAAGUUAGAUAACAGAAUGGAACGAGAUGCGGAUAUCAUGCGCAAAAAGCAAGAAGCGGCAGCUGCAAAGAAGGCAGCAGAAGAAUCUGCGACUGUUGCUGAGAAAAACAAAAAAAUUCAAAUAUUUGAUCCACUGAAGCAAACUCCCUAA